Sitophilus oryzae (rice weevil) is the source of this 1417-nucleotide messenger RNA. Its product is annotated as dnaJ homolog subfamily C member 1. The transcript is spliced from 5 exons. Gene Ontology annotation, cellular component: endomembrane system. The record is from RefSeq and is a predicted model, not a curated record. Bases 90 to 1376 code for a protein of 428 amino acids. Lineage: Eukaryota; Metazoa; Arthropoda; Insecta; Coleoptera; Curculionidae.
AACAAAAAAAAAUAAACAUAACCCAAGUUUGACGUGGUCCCAGAAAAAAAUAACAAAUUUUCAAGCAAAACUCUAAAAUUUUAGCAAUAAUGGGCUUCUUUCACAUAGUCCUAGUUCUUAUUUUUACUAGUUCUAGUUUAGCUUGGGACUCGGAGCAACUUGAAGUGUUUGACGUUGUGGAUGAAGUGAAACAGAAUUUCUAUGAACUUUUAAAUGUCUCUCAAGAUGCCUCAAGUGCAGAAAUUAGAUCAGCUUUUCGAUUAUUAUCGCUCAAGUUACAUCCCGAUAAGAACCCAGAUGUGGACACAAAUGAACAGUUUCGUAACUUAGUUUCUGUGUAUGAAAUCCUUAAAACUCCAUCAAAAAGGAAGUAUUACGAUGAGGUUUUAGUCAACGGUUUACCCAAUUGGAGAUCUGCUGUAUAUUAUUACAGAUAUGUUAGAAAAAUGGGCUUGAUUGAAGUAUGCCUGAUAUUAUUUGUAAUUUUAACAAUUGGACAAUAUUUAGUAUACUGGGCGGCGUAUUUGGAAAAGAAAUUUACAAUUGAAGAGAAUCUCAAGAAAAAGAAACCACCAAAAAAAGGAAGAAUGCUUGAAGAAGAUUUAGACAUUAUCAUCCCAAAACCAUCAGUAUUCGAUACUUUACCAUUUCAGAUUCCUAAAUUAGUGUGGUUUUCUAUCAUUUCCAUUCCUUCCGCUCUAGGAUUCAUAAAGACUGCAGUAACACAACAGAUAGAAGAAUCUAAAAAGCCUCCACCUGAACCAGAACCGGUGCCUGUGAAAAUCAAAACCGUGAGGAAACGAAAUAAGUUUGUUGUUCCAGAGGGUCCCAAUUUUGAAACAACCCCAACAGGUGGUACUUUUAGUGACGGUUCUGUCUCAUCUCCUCCUCCUCCAGUAUCUGGGGGUCUGUGGACUGAUGAUGACUUAGAUGAAUUGAUUCGUCUAGUAAAAAAGUAUCCACAAGGGUCCCCUGGAAGGUGGGAAAGCAUUGCGGAUGCACUAAACCGAUCUGUGCCAGAAGUGACAUACAUGGCAAGCAAAAUGAAGGAGAAUGGAUAUAGACUGCCUUCAGAAAGGGAGGAGGAGUUACCACAAAUAAAAACCAAACAGAAAACGAAAAAAGAUGUGGAUACAAGUGAUAAUAUUACGAAAUGGAGUCAGGUACAGCAAAAAUCUUUGGAGGAUGCGCUGGCAAAGUAUCCUAAAGGCUGUACGGAUAGAUGGGAUAGGAUAGCUGAUAAUGUUCCAGAUAAAACAAAGGAAGAAUGUAUGAUGCGGUUUAAAUAUUUGGCAGAAGCGUUAAAAAAGCAGAAAGAAUCAGUGAGUAAUGCUGUUUUAGAUGGGAAUGAAGUUUCGGAAAAUGCAGAAUCAUAAUUAUUGUAGGCAAACCGAUUUUUGUUUUAUAAAUAAAAGUA